UUCCUAUAGGACAUAAUAUUCCUUCUUUUUUCUGCCGCAUAUAUAAGCAGGAGUAUAUACUGGAACUUGGCAUCUCUCAGAAAAGGCGCCGCAAUAGUCAAACAAGUUACAAGUUUGAUUAGACGGUAUUCUCAUCCAACAUAACGCCUAUUCUCCCUCUAUUUAUCUUAUUUAAUCCACCGGCGUUGUCGGUCCAACAUUUCUUGCCGAUCUUACUUGGUUGUUUCAGUAGUUUGCAGUGUAUUUGCUGAAAUUGUCUCCUUUGCAAGAGGCAAACUUGGCUAAAAUGACACGGCUCAGACGAUCGUAUAAGGAGCGGACCCAAAAAUCUCAUCAGCAUUUCCAUCAGCCUUCGCGGCUGCCCAUAUUUUGGGUUCCGACCAAACUUCCUUCCUUUGGAUUUUCAUCCUUUGGCGGCAUGUGACUGUUUUUGUGGGAAUACGCGCAUUUUUCAAAUCAUGGAUCCUGACCAUGGCAUUCUAGAUAAAUGCCAAUUCGGAGAAUGCGAAGCAACAAUUUUAAUUAAAGCACCCUACUGUGCAAAACACACGCAAGGCAAAGUCUUAUCUAAGCUUACAAAAAUUACAGCGCCUCCUUCAGCUUCUGGUCAACGCCAUCCCAAUAAUUGUCGAUAUCCCCAACAAAACUCAUCUUUGCUCAACGGCAAUUUGGCAGAAAUGACCACCAAUGAUGAGAAAUUAGGUGAUGCUAUCACCGUUAAACCACCUCUCGCACCGCCGAAUCCUUCAGCUGAGAAGCGACAGCUUCCCAGCAAGGGGGUGGCUCGGAAGACCACCAGCGGUACAUCUUCCAAGUCCAAGCAAAGCCCUACAGCAUCUCGUUAUACUGAUAUCAACCCACCCUUGGGUCGCGACUCCAUUGGGAAUACUUCUAUGCCGGAUGAAAGAUUAUUAAAGAGGCCACGAUUAUCUAGUGAUGAGAAUAGAGUACAGGUGCGAGCGGUCCGGCAACAUGUUCCUUCCACCGGGGCCAGGCCCCACAUAUCCCCGGUUCCCUUUGCGGGGACUACCGAGGAACUCAAUCUUGAACCUGCGGGUCCGUCUGACUUUGCUCUUCGUCCAAAGAAAGAAAAUUCAGCUUCGCUAGAAACGAUGCCCCGAAUAAAUAUACAGGGAACACAUGGCAUUCCUGCACCGAGAUCUCCGCGAGACGAUCUGCUACGUAAAGAACAAGCUCCUAUUAUCGCCAAGAAACCAAUAUUUCCAACCAAUGGUAUUAUAGAUCUUACCAUGAGCGACGACGAUAAUCGAGCUGAGCCCCCUAGAAAAAGCCAGGAAACUUUGAGCCCUAGCAUAGAGAGCGAUAGAAUCAAUCAACCAAGUCGUGUCGCAGAAGCUCAUCUAAACGCGCUAAACGCGACCCGAAUGGUUUCCGAGAUGCGACGUGAGGGAGCAGGAUCAAUUGAAUUGCAGACGCAAUCUGGUCAAGCAAGAAACUUACCCGCCGGCCAAGUGGAUCCCUUAGUUCGAAAUGGGCAACAUCCUAUUCCUAAGAUCGGCUUGAACUCAUCGACCCGCCACAUCCCAAAGAAGCCCCAUUUAGAUAUCGCGCCUAGGCCCGCUGGGAUGCCACUUCAUCCGAGAAAGCCACAGGGUCCCCUUCCGUCACAGAUCGGGCUUGACGAACGCGAAAACAGGGCCCCCCGCAUUCCCAAGUCGCGCGCUCGGAAGCCCGCCGCCGACAUACCGCGUCAAAGUAGUGAACGAGUUAGGUCGCCUUCCACAAAUUUGAGCUUCGCGAAAAUGGAUAAGGGACCUAUUUCUACUUCUAAUCACCCGUCACCAGCACCUGGCAUUACUCGGCCCACCCCAAGACUAGAUACCUCAAUUGGUAUUGGAGCGCGUGAUGAAUCGUGGUCUGCGUCGAGUUCGCGGACGUUAGAUCAAGUACGGGGGAUAAUCGAGGGUUCAAUACCGCCAAAGACUCGCAGUGCCUCUAACAGCAGUCAAGCGGCCCGACCACAUGCUCCGUCGCCUCGACCGAGUCGACUAGGCACCGAAGAACGAAUUGUCGCACCCAUAAAUCAACCGUGUACUACGCAGAUUACGUAUACUCCCGAAGCUCAAACGGCCGUGCGUAAUUCGUUAAUGCAAGGCCACCUAACGACUCUCGAAGCGACAAAUACGUCAAUGAAUUUGCACAAAGAUGUCGAGACAACCAGUCGGCCUAAAGAGCUAGCUGAUAUUCCGACCGGGAAAUCAACACUUGCCUCAAUACUAAGAGACCCAAAUCAUACGCGCUUGGGGUUGGAGGAAAGACGUCGACUCUUGAUAGCAAAACAUGACCCUGACAAAUUCGAUUCUUAUAUCUAUGGCAAAAUGAAUGAACCCUUCCAUCCUGGCUCUCCAUUAUUUGGUUUGCCUGAUAGCCUCCUACCUCCGCGCCCAACACGUCCAGCGACACAUUUUGCACAUAUCGACCCGCGAAUUCACUGGAAUCAUGCUCGUUCUGAGAAGUGGCACCGCGAUAAGCAGGACGAGAUUUGCGCGCGAGGAAACAGGAAGGAUAAAUUUGGCCAGGCUGUAACUCGUGCGGCAAAGAGAAAGCGAGAUGAAGCUGAGGUUGCUCUUCGGGUUGAUUUGCCCGAACGCGUGAAGAAUAAUCCAGAAUGGAUGGCUGCUCUGGACGAAUUGGACCAAAUGGCAGAGCCCUAUUACGCGCAAGAGCGUAAAAAGUUGAAGGAGAGUCCUGUUCAAGGAGCGAAACCCCAGCAGAAGAAAAAGGGAUUGAUAAUUGCAGUCGAUGAGAAUGGGAAUGAGAACAAAGUGGGACAGGAGUUCACUUUGAUUGGGGGUUUCUUUCGAAGCUCCUAAAGAACGAGAGCUAGAAUUUCUAUCAGCUAGGUCCGUACGGCUCACCAUCUUCGCUUAGAGAGGCGAGAAGACAUUCUCAUUAGACAUGUAUAUACAGAUCCUG
This is a messenger RNA of Hypoxylon trugodes, 2937 nucleotides long. RefSeq lists its product as uncharacterized. Bases 459 to 2834 code for a protein of 791 amino acids. The transcript is spliced from 2 exons. Lineage: Eukaryota; Fungi; Ascomycota; Sordariomycetes; Xylariales; Hypoxylaceae. The record is from RefSeq and is a predicted model, not a curated record.